AUGGUCUGCAUGGAGCAAGAGGCUAUUAGCUUCUCGGUGGCUACACUGAGCGGGCCGUGUGCCAUUGAGCCCAUUUGGAGGGUGAUGUUUCCAGAAGAUGAGACGAACCCAGAUGCCAGAAUUUGGGAGGGUCUGUGGCACAUGUGCCCGGCUCCAAAAAGCAGCAGGAUACAAUGCACGUUAUACUGCACCCGGCCAAUUGUAGCCCAGGCCCUAACUGUGUCUCGAGUCUAUGGAACCUGGCUAGGUCUGCUGCUGGGCAUGGUCGGGGAUAAAUGUAUCAUGGCUGUGAAGUACUGGAAUAUUGAAGCUGAGAUCAUGAGGACAGCCAGUGUGAUAUUCCUCGGUAUUGGCUUUCUGGUGCUGAUGUCUCUGUCCUGGGUGGCACACAACAUCAGCCAUGGCUUCUCCAACCCACUGUUGGGCUCCAUGAAGAAAACAGAAAUGGGUGCCUCACUCUGCCUGACCAGUUCGCUGCCGCUGUUGCUCGGAGCACUGUGCUGCACUUCGGCUGCCCACGAUGCAGGCUUGCUGGACCAGCCCAGAGAUGGCACCAUGUACAAUGAGCCCAGAGACUGCACCACCACCACCACCACGUACAAUGAGCCCAGAGGCGGCACCACCACCACGUACAAUGAGCCCAGAGGUGGCACCACCACCACAUACAAUGAGCCCAGAGACUGCACCACCACCACCUACAAUGAGCAAGAGCCUCUCAUGUCAAUCAAGAAAAUGCCCCCACGGGAUUGCCCACAGGCCCAACUGGUGUGA
This is a messenger RNA of Microtus ochrogaster (prairie vole), 771 nucleotides long. RefSeq names its product claudin-13-like. NCBI's taxonomy places the organism in Eukaryota, Metazoa, Chordata, Mammalia, Rodentia, Cricetidae. The record is from RefSeq and is a predicted model, not a curated record.